Messenger RNA from Jatropha curcas, 1447 nucleotides. Lineage: Eukaryota; Viridiplantae; Streptophyta; Magnoliopsida; Malpighiales; Euphorbiaceae. The record is from RefSeq and is a predicted model, not a curated record.
AUGCAAGAAGAGGAGCACGUGAAUAAUAAGAUUAGACUACCACUGCCGCCAGAACCCACGUUGGGAGAUGGUCCAAAAGAAUGCUUUAACUACCAAAAUGACAAAGCAUUUGCUACCGGUCCUAAAGCUCUUUUCUUGGAUGUUAUGAGUAGCGAUUAUGCCAUGUUUGGUGCAAGCCCUUACGGUGGAGUGUACUGGCGGCGAAAUGCGCAAAAAAUGCCACUGCCUUGAGCUUCUCCUCGCGUUCGUGCCGGCUUGAGUUUGCUUUGAGAACACCGUGAGAGAAAUGAGUGAGGAGCCACAGAAGGGCUAUAUCAGGUUGGGUUAAAGAACAAAAAAGUAGCAACAAAAAAUAGCAACAAUAAACUUGAGGUGGAAAUGAUAAAAUGGUUUUGGGACGUAUCUUUAAAUGGAAUAUUAAAGAUGGUUGUAGGGAAAAGAUAUGUGGAGUAUAUAAAAAAGGACGAAGAUAUUAAUGAGAGUGGCCACUGGCGAUAUGCUUUGAGGGAUUUUUUCGAAUUAUCUGGCAAAUUUGCAGUGUCUGAUGCACUUCCAUAUCUGAGAUGGCUUGAUAUUGGUGGAGUUGAAAAGGAGAUGCAGAAGACAACUAAGGUGUUAGACAAUGUAAUGACAGGAUGGUUAGAAGAACACAAGAAGAAGAGAGCUUCUGGUAUGGCUAACUCAGAGGAAGACUUCAUGGAUGUAAUGCUGUCCCUUCUUGAUGACUCUAAACAGAUUUCCAAUCGAGAUGCUGAUACCGUCAACAAAGCUACUUGCCUGGUCCUAAUUUUGGCAGCCUCCGAUACUACUAAAACUACCUUGACUUGGAUUCUGUCUUUAUUACUAAAUAAUCCGGAGGUCCUAAAGAAAGCCAAAGAUGAAUUAGACAUGCAAGUUGGUAAAGAAAGGCAAGUGAAGGAUUCGGACAUAAAGCAUCUAACAUAUCUUCAGGCUAUCAUUAAGGAAUCAUUAAGGUUAUAUCCUGCAGCGCCAUUAUCAGUGCCACGGGAAUGUAUUGAAGAUUGUGUUGUCGGCGGCUACCGUAUUCCAGCAGGCACACGACUUUUUGUUCAUAUUUCGAAAAUUCAAAGAGAUCCACGUGUAUGGGAAAACCCUUCAGAGUUUCAACCAGAGAGGUUUCUUACGAACCAUAAGGAUAUUGAUGUGAAGGGUCAAAAUUAUGAGCUAAUCCCAUUUAGCACUGGAAGAAGAAUUUGCCCCGGAGCUUCUUUUGCUCUUCAAGUUUUGAACCUGUCACUCGCUACUCUGCUCCAUGCGUUUGAUAUUGAAACUCCAUUAGGGAAACCAGUUGAUAUGACUGAGGGCCAUGGUAUAACCAACCUCAAAGCCACUCCUCUUGAUGUUCUUCUUACGCCUCGUCUUCCUGCGCACCUUUACUAAAACAGAAGAAGCUUCUUUUCUUGUUUCUUUAUAUUAAUAAAUUGUA